Knipowitschia caucasica is the source of this 429-nucleotide messenger RNA. Lineage: Eukaryota; Metazoa; Chordata; Actinopteri; Gobiiformes; Gobiidae. The record is from the annotation of a GenBank genome assembly.
AUGUGGGAUCGCAGCAUCUCCCAACAAUGGUGCUCCGCCUCCUCUCCUCCAGACCUCUCGCUGAACUAUGCAACUCUUCUGCCUGGAUUUUACGUCUUCAUCAUUGAGCCGCCAUGCACAAUAGGAAAGCGCCGUCCAAACCAGUUCGACCAAUCACAAACCACUGCCCGAGUCGUAGAUAGGCUGGUGCAACUGGGAUACGUUGCCAGCCGACCACAUUUCUGCCUGGCAACUCAAACCCGCCUGGAAACUCGCCAAACUGUUGCCAUGGUGCGCGCUGUCAGUCUCUGCCAGCGCUGGUGCGCGUCUGGGUCGCUGGGUGGUCCACUCCCUCCGAAAGUUUCCAAUCAAAGGCACAAACGGAUGGGGCUACCUGUAGCGCAGCCGCCACUGGUGGGAUUUGGGGACGGGCUGGAGGAUGGAGGCUGA